Molecule: messenger RNA, 2121 nt
Organism: Phaeoacremonium minimum UCRPA7
Lineage: Eukaryota; Fungi; Ascomycota; Sordariomycetes; Togniniales; Togniniaceae
Product: putative translocation protein sec63 protein
Exons: 3
Coding region: 1-2121 (706 amino acids)
Biological process (GO): SRP-dependent cotranslational protein targeting to membrane; post-translational protein targeting to endoplasmic reticulum membrane
Cellular component (GO): Sec62/Sec63 complex
Molecular function (GO): transmembrane protein transporter activity; RNA binding
Source: RefSeq, a predicted model, not a curated record
AUGAGCUCCGAGUACACCUACGACGAGAACGGCCAGCUGUGGCCCUUCUUCGCCUUCACGAUCUCCACCAUCAUCACCCUCCCGCUCACAUACAUCCUCUUCAACCGGUCGCGCGACCCGGCCGCCCAGUUCCCGCGCAUCAAGACCGACUACAAGCCCAAGCAUGGCGACCUCGUUGACGCCCAGCGCUCCGCCGACAAGCGCAAGCACCGCAAGCUCGGCCUCACCCUCUUCGUCAUCGGCGGCUGGGCGGUCAUGGCGUACAUGCUGUAUCUGAUCCAUUACACCGAGGUGCAGACGCAGAAGAUCUGGAACCCGUAUGAUAUCUUGGGCAUCUCAGAGUCUGCAAGCGAGAAGGUUAUCAAGAAGACGUACAAGCUCCUGUCGCUCAGGCUACACCCCGACAAGGCCAAGCCAGACGCCUCUAAGAACGAGACCAUGGAGGACCUAACGGCGAGAUACGUCGAGAUCUCCAAGGCGUACCAGGCUCUAACGGACGAGGACAUCCGCAACAACUACAUCCAGUACGGCCACCCCGAUGGCAAGCAGGGCUUCAGCAUCGGCAUUGCGCUUCCCAAGAUCAUCGUGUCCGACGGCAACGGCAAAUACGUUAUCCUGGUGUACUUCCUGCUCUUUGGCGUGCUCCUCCCCUAUCUUGUCGGUUCAUGGUGGUACGAUUGGCAGCGGAGGUCCAAGGAGGGGAUCUUGAUGGAGAGCGCCAACAACCUGUUCCGCGAGUAUGACGAAAAUAUUGACGAGAGUGGCAUCAUCACCGCCCUCAGCACCGGCAAGGAAUAUGAAGAGGUUCUCAGGGGAGACAAAGCCGAGUCAGGACUUUCUAAGAUCGAGUCUAGGAUACUGGCACCCGGUGAAAACACGCCUUUCGCAGCUGGCUUGCCCAUCAAGGAGAAGGAGAAGCUCGAGGACAUCGAUAACUCGGUACGGCGAAAAGCUCUUGCUCUUCUGUGGGCGUACCUUGGCCGCAUUGAGCUCGAUGACCCCGUGCUCGAGAAGGCUAAAUUUGACAUUGGCGCCAUUGCCCAGUCCCUCACCAAGUCAUUUACUGCGAUAUCUCUGGCAUAUGGAAACACGGCUCCCAUUCUGGGCUCCUACUACGCCAACCAGCGACUCAUUCAAGCGCUGUCUCCCAAGGCGUCUCCUCUCCUCCAGCUCCCAUACUUCACACCUGCCAUUGCCAAGGCUGUGGAGGGCGACUCCAAGGUUCCCAUGACAAUACAAAAAUUCAUGGACCAGCCUGACUCCAAGCGUCGCAGCCUUGCCGUCGGCAAUGGACUCCUCACUGAGCAGCAAUACCAGACUGCCGUCUCGGUUGCCAAGCAGCUUCCUUACUUCCGCGUCGCCAAGGCCUUCUUCAAGGUCACCGGUGAAAGAUUCAUCAUUCCUUCAUCUCUUGUCAGCCUGGUGGUCAAGGGUCGUUUCGUGCCUCCGGGCAGCGAAAAGGUCCCGGAGAUCAACGAGCUGGACCUCGAGGAUGUUGACCCCGCCGAGGAUGAUCUUGAUGCCAUCCUCGGCCGAAAGCCCAAGAAGCCCACUGGCAAGGACGCGAACGGCAAGCCGAUCGUAGAGGCCGCUGACGAUACCCCUAUUCUCCCGCCCCUCGCAUUCGCACCGUACUUUGCGCGUGACCACUCCCCGCGGUGGAACGUCUUUUUGACCGACUCCAAGCAGGGCAAGAUGGCCGUGCCGCCCUUCACAUUCACCCAAUUCGACCAGCCCAUUUUCGAGGCGGACGGCAAGACACCCACGUUCAACAUGCAGACCAUGAAGGCGCAAUUUGCGGCACCGCCGCAGGCGGGCCACUACACGUUCGUCAUGCACGUGGUGUGUGAUAGCUAUGUUGGUUUCGACACGAAGAUGGAAGUGACUCUGAUUGUGGAGGAGGCAAGCAAGGCGGCAGAGAUGGCUGCCGAGGACGAGAUCAGCGAGCCAGAUGAGGACUCACUAGCCGGUAUCAUGAACGCGGCAAAGGGUGGCCCUCCCCCAUCGAAGCCGAAGAGGAGGAAGGAGGAGGAGGAGGAGGACUCUGAUGAGGAGAGCGGUACCGAGGAGGAGGCAGAUGACACGAGCGACACUAAUACCGACACCGAGGCGGAAGACUAA